UUUCUUCAAUAUGGAACCAGAAAAAGCUUAUUUCAAAAAGACACUAGAGUCCUUAAACGAGACUCAAAAGCAGUCAGUCUUAUCCAAUGCAACUACUUUGCAGAUCUUGGCUGGCCCUGGUUCUGGAAAGACAAGAGUCCUUACUGCUCGCGUAGCCUAUUUUAUUUUAGAAAAAAACAUCAAGCCAGGACAUACCAUCGUUGUUACUUUUACCAAUAAAGCAGCCAACGAAAUGAAAGAACGUUUAAAGCUAUUGAUAGGCAAAAAGAACACAGAAUACUUGUUGAUAGGUACCUUUCACACCCUGUGUGCACGCAUUCUCAGAAGGUUUGCCAAAAUUGUUGAUCUUGAGCCUAAUUUCACCAUUGCCGAUACACAAGCUAGCCAAGAAAUUAUCACUCGACUUAGAGCAGAUCCUAAUUUGCCAAUUGAUCAUUUUACUAGAAAAGAGCAGAAAGUUGGCGCUAUUUGGGGUUUGAUCAGUAAAGCAAAAAGUCAAGGUUUAACAGCAGCACAGUAUAGCGAUCUAUAUGGUACUGAAUUCAAAAAGAAAGAUAUUGCUAUCUUGUUUACUGCUUAUGAAUCAGAGUUGAAGAAACUCAAUCUUGUUGACUUUGAUAACUUGUUGAUUAAGGGCUGUGAGUUAUUUAGAAAGAAAAAGGACGUCUUAAGCAACGUAAAAGCUAUUUUGGUUGAUGAAUAUCAAGAUACCAACGUAGUUCAAUAUGAUUUAAUCAAACUCAUGAUGGAACAAAAGAACGAAAAAACAGUGACUAUCGUUGGCGAUCCUGAUCAAUCUAUCUUUGGUUGGAGAAGUGCAGAGCCUAAAAACUUUAACAAAAUGCAAGAAGACUAUAAAGGAACAACUGCCAUUAAUAUGGAACAAAACUAUCGAAGUACAGCUACUGUUCUUAAAUCUGCUUUACAUGUCAUUACUCAAGAUAGAUCUCGUAUUGACAAGGCCUUGUAUACAAACAAUCCUGAAGGCGUGCCCAUAGCCAUCAUACGCACUAGAAAUGAAGAAAGCCAAGCAAAACUAGUGGCCAAAGAAAUCAAACAAAUCAUCACUUAUUCUAAAGGUCUCAUCAAUUAUAAGGAUAUUGCUGUAUUGAUGCGAAUGAAUUUUAUUUCUCAACAAUUUGAAAGAGUAUUUCGAAGCCACAAUAUUCCUUUUAGUAUUGUUGGCGGUGAUCGUUUCUUUGACCGUGUUGAGAUCAAGGACAUUACUUGUUAUUUGCGCUUUGCAUAUAAUCCUAACGAUUAUGUAAGUUUCAAUAGAAUUGUCAAUGUGCCUAGACGAGGUGUUGGUGAAGUUACCUUGAAAAAGAUUGUCAGCUUCAGUGCACAGGAAAACAUCAGCUUACUCGAGAGCCUACAAAAAAUCGUGGACGGAAAAGCCAAGUCUAUUGUAAGUGCCAAUGUAUCAAGAAAACUAAAGAGUUUGGUUGAUGUUAGCAUUGAAGCCAAACGCUUGAUGAAUGAAGGGGAAGAAGUAUCUGAAAUCAUUCAUUAUAUUGUGAAUGCGAUCAAAUAUGAAGAUUAUCUCAAGGAACAUCAUUUCCAAGACCAUGUUGCUCGUUGGAGUAAUAUUGGUGAAUUGAUCUCUAUUGCAAAGAAGCAACCAGCUAUUGAGGAUGAUGAGGCAAUAGACGCAACCCUAAACGAUGAUCCUGAAGGCCAAAGCAAUGGUGUGACAGUGAUUGAACUGGAAGAAGAGCCCAAUGAUAUUGAAGAAUUAGACCUUACAAUAGUGGAGUGUGAGGAUGAUAUGGAUGGUGAACAACCUCAGUCUCAAUACCAGCCCCAAUCUCAGCCUCAGCCUCAAACUCAAUCACAAUCUGAUUAUUACAAUGAAGAAGAGGAUAUGGGUGUUGUUAGCAGUGAUCCUGUUGCUGAUUUCUUGGAAUACUGUGCCUUGUGUUCAAAUCAAAAAGAACUAGAGGAAGCAGAAGGAGGAAAAGUUACAAUUGCCACACUUCACUCAUCAAAAGGUUUAGAAUGGCCUUGUGUUUUCAUUGCUACCUGCAGUGAGGGUGUUAUUCCACUCAGCAGAGCAGAAGAUCCGAAUGAAGAAGGUCGCUUGCUUUAUGUUGGCAUGACUCGAUCCAAGUUCUUGUUGUACUGUAUUUCUCCUGAAGAAAGAACCUCAUGGGGAAACUAUCACGUAGAAGAGAUUUCUCGUUAUUUGAGAGGACUAGACAGGAAGUUGUACACAACAAAUGCUCCGGACUGGAAUGAUAUAGUGAGAACAAUGCUUGCUACCACAAUUAACAAGCCUACUCCUUCGCCUGAUAGUCAAUUAGUGACCACAAACAACAAGAAAAAGACUCCCUUCGCAUCUUCAAGUACUAGUACUAAUGAUAGCAUGGGGUUUGAGUUUAAGCACAAGUUUGGUGGGUUCACUUCUGCUUCUUCUAUGUUUCGACCAGGUUCAAAGCGAUUCAAGAGUACAAAGUAGUUGAAACCCAGUCUUGAUUUUUUUUUUUUUGCCAAUGAGACACGAAUAACAGCAAAUAAAUAGUUUGAUACGUCAUGAAA
Messenger RNA from Gilbertella persicaria, 2538 nucleotides. Its product is annotated as P-loop containing nucleoside triphosphate hydrolase protein. The record is from RefSeq and is a predicted model, not a curated record. Gene Ontology annotation, molecular function: hydrolase activity; DNA binding; ATP binding. The coding region runs from base 11 to 2458 and encodes 815 amino acids. NCBI's taxonomy places the organism in Eukaryota, Fungi, Mucoromycota, Mucoromycetes, Mucorales, Choanephoraceae. Gene Ontology annotation, biological process: recombinational repair. The transcript has 15 exons. Gene Ontology annotation, cellular component: nucleus.